Molecule: messenger RNA, 2735 nt
Organism: Capsicum annuum
Lineage: Eukaryota; Viridiplantae; Streptophyta; Magnoliopsida; Solanales; Solanaceae
Product: ubiquitin-like domain-containing protein CIP73
Exons: 16
Coding region: 354-2456 (700 amino acids)
Cellular component (GO): BAT3 complex
Molecular function (GO): polyubiquitin modification-dependent protein binding; misfolded protein binding
Source: RefSeq, a predicted model, not a curated record
GGCAAUUUGAGCCGACAUAGCAGGAAUUCAUUUUGUUAGAUCCAUUAAUGCAUGUAACAAUGUCAUUUGGGGCACUCUCCCCUUUUUUUUGUUUGUCCUUAACCCCGACUAACCUGUCGUGGGACAAUGUUUGUUUAAUUUAAUUCCCCCCUUUCUCUACCAAAAAAACAAAAAAAAAGCAUUCUCAUCCAACUGCCUGAAUCGCAGUUAAAUCUCAUAUAUAGCGGCAGGAACAGCUUACUGUCUCCAGAGAGAGACAUACUAGCUCUUGCUGUCCGGUCAGUACAUAUUUGGGACUUCCGAAACGCUCUCGAUCGAGCAGUCUUUCUGGAGUCAAAGGAAACCUGGAGAAGAUGGUUAGCAACUGUGCUGAAGACGUGAAAAUUUGUGGAAGUGGUGAGGUUGAAUGUCCUGAGACCACAGUUGAGAUAAAGAUAAAGACGUUGGACUCAGAAACAUAUACAUUGCGAGUGGAUAAAUGUGUGCCAGUUCCAGCACUGAAGGAACAAAUUGCCACAGUUACUGGUGUCUUGACAGAACAACAACGGCUCAUAUGCCGUGGAAAAGUGUUGAAGGAUGACCAGCUGCUUUCCGCUUACCAUGUGGAAGAUGGUCACACUUUGCAUCUGGUUGUGAGGCAACCUUCAUCAGAGAGUACCCCUGACCCCCAAGCAACUGCUUCUGCAUCAAGAGCUGGGUACAGUCAAGGAAACCGAGUGAGUCCUGGUGUAGUAGUUGGAUACUCAUCUGAACAUGGAGGUGGAAUUUUCCCUGAUCUGAAUCGGAUUGUAGCAGCUGUGCUUGGAUCUGUUGGAAUUGCAAGUGCUGGCAGUGGCAAUGAGGGGAUUGAUCUCAAUGGUUUUGGUCCAGCUAGUAUAGGAAACAUUAGAGAUUCUGGUAGAUCACAGUCUGAGCAAGGUGAUACAAGGGAUCAAUCCAGUUUCAGUACUAGUGCUUUUGCACGUCCAACAGAUGUCCCACUGGAAGCUCUGCAAGCAUCGAUUAUUCCUGAUUCUCUUAUAACCUUGACCCAGUACGUGCGCCAUUUGACUGUAGAGUUCAGAGCCAAUGUUAGAGGACAAAGUGAUACUACACAAGUUGCUGGUGCACAUGUAGCAGAUAGAACAGAUUUAGAUGCUACCGCCCAUUCAAUUCGACAGGGGGGAUUUCCGACACCUGCAUCCUUGGCAGAAGUGAUCAUUUUGACAAGGCAGUUAUUGAUGGAACAAGUUGUUGAGUGUUUGUCGCAAUUUUCUACAUUGCUAGAGAAUCAAGCCGAUGUGACAGAUCCAACAGAGAGAAUGAGAAUUCAAUCAUAUGCGUUAAGAACAGGAGGUCUUUUCCGAAAUGUAGGUGCUAUGCUACUUGAGUUUGGUCGGACGACAAUGACGUUACGAAUGGGCGAAGCACCAGAUGAUGCUGUGGUGAAUGCCGGACCCGCUGUCUUUGUGUCUACUUCUGGCCCCAAUCCUAUAAUGGUUCAGCCACUACCUUUUCAGCCGGGUACAAGCUUUGGGCCUGUUCCUGUUGGAACUGCACAAAAUAGUACUGGAUUUUCUGGAGGAUCUGUUGGUUCUGGCUUUAUUCCAAGGAAUAUUGACAUCAGAAUACGAACAGGUUCAUUUAUGGCUUCAAAUCCAAAUCGAAGAGAGCCUACUGGUUCACAGCAAUCGGGGCAAGCUGCUCAAGCAGCUUCUAAUGGUGGAAGUUCUGAUCAACAAAAUGCUGGAGGCACUAGAAGCUCCUCUUCUGUGGAGUCAGCAGUGCGAGUAGUUCCUAUUAGAACUGUAGUUGCUGCAGUUCCCGCUUCCGUUGGGCGUUCAACUUCUGAUUCAUCUCGAAGUCCCAUGGGAAUAUUCUAUCCAGUUUUAGCUAGAGUGCAACAUGUCAGUUCUAACAAUUCAGGAGCUUCUCAAGCAUCUGAUCAAAAUAAUUUACAUGGUGUUGAGACUAGAGACCCAUUUAAUCCUGAUUCUUCAGGGCAACAGCAAAAUGUUGGACUCCCUGGUGUUGCAGGUAACUUUAGCUCAUUCAGUGAAGUAUCAAAUGGCGAAGAGUUUUCUGCUCAGUACCAAAGUAGUGUUGAUCAACUUCUGAGGUCAUUAUUCUCUAGUGAAAAUAUUCAUCAUGAGAAUGUUAGUGAUCACGGUGUAACUACAAACUCUGCCAGUGAAGGUGAUGCGGUAGUUGAAAACAAUAGUAGUUCUCAGGAGACAGCAACAGCAGAAGAUGAGGGGGUUUUCCUGUCAAAUAUUCUACGUCAUAUCAUGCCAAUUAUUUCUGAAACCAAUGGAACAUCACCUACUGAUUUACCUAGUGGACAAUCAAAUAUGGCUGAAGAUAGAAGGGAUGAUCGUCAAACACAGGUGCAAGAAAACAGAGAGCAGGCAAGUUCUUCACAUCAGCGACGUGAUCCUCCAUUGCCACCAAGCUCAAAACGUCAUAAGGGGGAGUGAUUUCUAGAUUCCCUGGUUUCAGCCAGCGAAUGUAUUGCGGCUUUGUGGUUGUAUCUCUGCUUUAUGGUGCAGCGGGACUGAUUUCAAGAUUGCUGGUUUCGGCCAAUGCUUCGAGGUUCUGUUUGUAAACAAAUUGAAACGUUGUUUUGGCAGUGUACAAUAUUGAAUGACUCGGAACUUCUUUCAUUUCAUGAUGUAAAUCGAGAUAGCAAAAGGAAAUGCAGCUAAUAUUGAGCUAAGACGAAAUAGAUUAUAAGGAACAAGGGCAAUUCUCAUUCA